CCAAAGGAGAGGAUCAAGAUGAAGAAAUCAAUCCAAGAUCAAAAGGUUAACAGGUUCACAGGAUAGGUCAAAACCCAGUUCAGAGUCCACACCUUAUACCUCUCUCUCUUCUUUAUUUAACUUGUUAUGGUAUUUUCGUCUUCUCCAUAAUACAACACCAAAAUCGCAACACUCUGGUUCUCUGUCCCUACUCAAACCUUAUAAACCCCUCUUACGUUUCUCUUUUCUUCACUCUUUCUCUCUACCCUGAACUUACCCCUAUUCUGCCUAAAACCCUAACCCUAACCCACAAUUGAACGUAAUCGAUCCAUAAACUUAAAAAGGAACAGAGGCUUCUUGAUUUCCGUCAUUAUUUUUUUUUUGGCAGAACCACAAUGUCACACCUUGAUAGUCUACCCUCUACGCCUGGCAAGUACAAAACGGAGAAACCAGUAUCUUUAAUUAACCACCGCUUCUUCCGUCCGCAUUUAUCCUCUGUCUCUAAACUCACUAUCUGGUCCUUUCUGUUCUUGGCUCUUCUCCUCAUCUUCAUCCUCUUAUCCCCUCCUCCCUCUUCCCCCUCUCGCCGCCAUCUCACUAAUGACUCCUCUUCUUCUUUCCCGGCCUCCUCGUGGGGCGGUUCUCAUUGGGAAAAGCAGGUGCGGAAAUCUGCCCGUCCCCGCUCUCGCUCUGGCCUCACCGUCCUCGUCACUGGAGCCGCCGGCUUCGUGGGUACCCACGUCUCUAUUGCUCUUAAGCGUCGAGGCGAUGGGGUUCUAGGGCUCGAUAAUUUCAAUCACUACUACGACCCAAAUCUGAAGAGGGCUCGUCAGACCGUCCUUGAAAAGGCCGGCGUUUUUGUGGUGGAAGGGGAUAUUAACGAUCAGGCUCUGCUACGGAAGCUUUUCGAUGUAGUAUUGUUCACACACGUAAUGCACCUCGCUGCGCAGGCUGGCGUCCGUUACGCGAUGCAGAAUCCGGGUUCUUAUGUUCACAGCAACAUUGCCGGGUUUGUUAAUUUGCUUGAAGUCUGCAAAUCAGCGAAUCCACAACCGGCAAUCGUGUGGGCCUCUUCCAGUUCCGUUUACGGACUCAAUUCUAAGGUGCCCUUUUCGGAGAAGGAUCGAACUGACCAACCCGCUAGCCUGUAUGCCGCUACGAAGAAGGCGGGCGAGGAGAUUGCUCAUACUUACAAUCAUAUCUACGGAUUAUCUAUCACUGGGUUGCGGUUUUUCACCGUUUAUGGACCGUGGGGGCGGCCUGAUAUGGCGUAUUUCUUCUUCACAAGAGAUAUUCUCAAGGGGAAAACGAUCAACAUUUUUGAGUCACCUGAUAAGGGGAGUGUGGCUAGAGAUUUUACCUACAUUGAUGAUGUCGUGAAUGGUUGUUUGGGUGCUUUGGACACGGCAAAGAAGAGUACAGGGAGUGGAGGGAAGAAGAGGGGACCCACUCAAUUAAGGAUUUUCAAUUUGGGGAAUACAUCACCGGUUCCCGUAAGUAGGCUUGUGAGCAUAUUGGAGAAGCUUUUGAAGGUGAAGGCUAAGAAGAAGGUAUUGCCGUUGCCAAGAAAUGGGGAUGUGGAGUUUACGCAUGCAAAUAUUAGUUUGGCGCAGAGAGAGUUGGGCUAUAAGCCCACGACUGAUUUAGAGAUGGGGCUGAAGAAGUUCGUGAGAUGGUACCUUGGGUUUUUAUUCGGGGUCAAAUAAGAAGGUUUCAUGGUGAAUUUUUCUGCGGCUUGUUCCGGGGGUAGACUAAUUUGGUCCUUUUAUUUAUAUCCCCCUUCCCUAUAUUUUCUCUUUGGCUUCAUCAAUGGCUUGAUAAUUUUCUUGGAAGAUGAACAACUUUGUUCUGCCGUGCUUUGGCUUGCCUGUUAUGGCUACUUAUUUGCAGGGCAUACCAUAACCAGUUUAUAUCAACAGGAGCUAGGAGCAUCUUCAUUGUUUUUCCACAUCUCCGUAGUUUUUCUUUUCGUAGUUUGAGCGUUGUACAGUCUAUGGCUGAUAGAUUACAGACAUUCUGAUUUGCUGGAUACUUCUCCUUUUUCAAUAACAUCCCAGACAAAAUAAGUUAGCAUUUACUGCAAAUGUUCUUAUUUUAGUUGGAUGAAUCAGAUUCAUGGCUUCUUAAA
Molecule: messenger RNA, 2107 nt
Organism: Carica papaya (papaya)
Lineage: Eukaryota; Viridiplantae; Streptophyta; Magnoliopsida; Brassicales; Caricaceae
Gene: GAE5
Product: UDP-D-glucuronate 4-epimerase 5
Source: RefSeq, a predicted model, not a curated record